Molecule: messenger RNA, 1065 nt
Organism: Elaeis guineensis (African oil palm)
Lineage: Eukaryota; Viridiplantae; Streptophyta; Magnoliopsida; Arecales; Arecaceae
Product: probable membrane-associated kinase regulator 4
Cellular component (GO): plasma membrane
Molecular function (GO): kinase inhibitor activity
Source: RefSeq, a predicted model, not a curated record
AUGGCAAGAGACUCCCCUCCAUAUGACCAGCUAGCAGAAGAGGGCUACAUAGAUAUGGAUGUCAGCUCUGCUGCCUUCUUGUGCUACAAUAUUGCUUCUCCACCACAUUCAAGAGAAUUUGAGUUCCAAAUGUCUGCCCCACUUGAGAGAGAGCCCAUCACCUCCCCUGCUGAUGAGCUCUUCUACAAAGGGAAGCUCCUCCCCCUCCACCUCCCGCCGCGCUUGCAAAUGGUCCAAAAGCUCCUACAAAACUCCAACUUACCUGCCCCUGGAGAAACCUUGGAAGCCUUCGAAGAGGGUUUUAUCUCCGCUAACAACAACAUCAAGACUGCCUCCACCACUCCAUUUGAGUCCUGCAAUGUCUCACCUGCCACCUCUUGUUAUGUAAGCGGAGAGCUCGAUGCAGAGGACUACUACUUUGAAUGCUCUACAGAGCUUGUCCAGUCCCAACCAAAGAAGUCUUGGUCUAAGAAGCUCAAGUUCAUUAGGCAGUCGUCCCUCAGUCUCAAGCUGAAGGCUUCGAAAGCUUACUUCAAGUCCCUCUUCACCAAAACCGGAUGUUCCGAUGAGAAAUGCGCAGUCCCUAAAGUUAAGGAAUGCUCAAAUGGCCUCCUGAAGUCAUGGCAAAAGAAUCCAUUUGGGCAAAUUCAAAGGGAAAGAGUUAUGGUGGCACAUAACCAUGCCACCACAACCAUGAAGAGGCCCGAUGGCGAGAAGAUGAAAGAAGAGGAUUGCUGUCACAGGAGGUCUUUCUCAGGUGCCAUUAAGUGGCAUUCUUCAACCAAAUCCUCCUCGGUUUCUUCAUCAUGCUCUUCUUCGAACUCUUCAUCCUUUUCGAGCGUGAAUUCAAAUGGACUCUACGGGCCACCAAUUCUGAAGAGGAGUAGCAGUGUGAAUUCAGACAUGGAGAGCUCGAUCCAAGGAGCAAUUGCUUAUUGUAAGAAGUCUCAACAGCUGGUUUCAGCAAGAAAGAGUGUAAGUGAUGUUGGAUUUUGUUCCUUGACUGCUUCUAGGAUUGCAGCAGAUUGUGAGAAAGAAGAGAAGCCAGGGCUUUGUAGGCGAUGA